Molecule: messenger RNA, 4332 nt
Organism: Clupea harengus (Atlantic herring)
Lineage: Eukaryota; Metazoa; Chordata; Actinopteri; Clupeiformes; Clupeidae
Gene: cnot3a
Product: CCR4-NOT transcription complex, subunit 3a
Biological process (GO): regulation of DNA-templated transcription
Cellular component (GO): nucleus; CCR4-NOT core complex
Source: RefSeq, a predicted model, not a curated record
GAAUUAGAGGCGGGAACUGGUUUUGGAGGUGGGGCCUAGCGUCCAUCUUUAAUGUACUGUAUUGAAGAGAUUGACGAGAAGAAAACAUUGAAAUUUGAAGUAAAGAAGGCUCGGUAAUCGCGGACUUGGCUACCAAAACAAAAAGAUAUACGAAAUUAAUAUAACUUACAGAAGUGAUAGGCGGUAUGAAGACAGUAUCAUAGCGAAGCCAUGGCUGAUAAAAGAAAACUCCAAGGUGAAAUAGAUCGAUGUUUGAAAAAAGUUGCAGAGGGUGUUGAGCAGUUCGAGGACAUCUGGCAAAAGUUGAUAAAUCUUGUGAUCCCUCAGUUACAUAAUGCAGCCAAUGCCAAUCAGAAGGAAAAGUAUGAGGCUGACCUCAAGAAAGAAAUUAAAAAGCUCCAGCGACUACGAGACCAGAUUAAGACGUGGGUGGCAUCCAACGAGAUCAAAGAUAAGAGGCAGUUAGUGGAGAACCGCAAACUUAUAGAGACGCAAAUGGAGCGGUUUAAAGUAGUGGAGAGGGAGACAAAGACUAAAGCUUACUCCAAGGAAGGGCUGGGUUUGGCCCAGAAAGUGGACCCCGCUCAGAAGGAGAAGGAGGAAACGGAACAGUGGCUAACGAAUACGAUAGACAACCUAAACAUGCAGGUGGACCAGUUUGAGAGUGAAGUGGAGUCCCUCUCUGUCCAGACGAAGAAAAAGAAGGGAGAUAAAGAUAAACAGGACCGCAUAGAGGAGCUGAAGAGGUUGAUCGAGCGGCACCGGUACCAUAUCCGUAUGCUGGAGACCAUCCUGCGAAUGCUUGACAAUGACUCGAUUCAGGUGGAUUCCAUCCAUAAGAUCAAAGACGACGUGGAGUACUACAUCGACUCCUCCCAGGACCCCGACUUCGAGGAGAAUGAGUUCCUCUAUGACGACCUGGACCUGGAUGAUAUCCCGGCGGCGCUGAUGGCCACUUCUCCUCAAGGUCAAUCCAACUUGGAGGAUGAAAUGUUCCUGCAGUCCAGCAGCACGCCCACCUCCACCACCUCCUCCUCGCCCAUCCCUCCAUCGCCCGCCACCGGCACCACGGAGAACUCUGAAGAGGAGAAGAAAAGAGGACGCUCCACCGACAGUGAAGUCAGUCAGUCGCCUGUGAAGAAUGGGAAUCCAUCGCAUUUGUCCUUCUCCUCCUCCUCCUCCUCUUCCUCUGGAUCCACCCCCUCUUCGGUCUCCAUGGCCACCGUUGUCGGGGGAGUGCCAGCCAUCUCCAGCGGCAGCAACCUCCUGGGCAGCUUCAGCAGCGCCGUGCAGCAGAAUCCUCCUCAGUCUCAAUCCCAGCAACCGCAGCAGCAGCAACCGCAGCAGCAGCAGCCGCAGGCCAAAACCCCCACCACCCCAGUGCCCAUCCCCUCCAACAGCACCCCUAGCCCCCCUAGCUUCCCCACACUCCCCAUCUCCACCACCCCGUCCCUGCCCAUCUCCAGUACCCCCGCCCCAGUCACGCCAAACUCCCUGCCCCAGGCGUCCUCGGGGCCUACCUCGACCUCCAGCCUGGGGCUCAGCCUGGGGCUGGGCUUGGGCUUGGGAAAGGGCGGUGUGACGGUGACCAGCAGCUCAGCUCAAAUGUCUGGCCUGGGUCUGUCGCCGAUGCCCGGGACCAUGAGCACCAUCGCGGGGCUGCUUUCCACCUCUAUGCCGGCGCCAUAUGCUCAGGCAGCUGCGGGCGGGGUGGGCAGCGCUCCCGGUGGUCCAGUGGGGAGUGGCGGCGGCGGCAGCACGGUCCCGUCGGGAGGCACGUCAGUGGUCGGGGGAGGAGGCGGCGGCUCAGGGGCGACCAGCAACGGCACGGGCUCGUCUCUGGGGCUCCUGGGGUCCAGCCCGGGACACGUAACCCUCAGUGGAGGCAUCCUGAGCCUGGUGCAGGGACAGACGCCCCUUCAGGCGGCGCCGCAGGUACCCCUCAGCCCUGUGGGGACUGCCCCAGGGUCGGUGUCCAGUCUGGGCAUGCUGGGGGGCAACGGAGGAAGUACAGGGGCAACAGGAGCUGGUAUCGGGGGUAAUGGAGCUCCCGCCAGACCACCCAGUGUUCUCAAACAGAAUGGAGGCACAAGUUACAGCGCUGUUGUAGCGGACAACACGCCGGACUCCACCCUCAGCAGCAGCAGCCAAUCACAAAGCAGCCAGCCCUCAUCUCUUAGUUCCUCGGGCAACCCAACGCUGGAUAAUGGCCCCAGUCUCCUGAGCUCCAUCACCCUUCCGCCCUCCUCACCGUCUCCCUCGUUCACGGACACCACGCCUGGCGGUGGGAGUCUUCUCAACGGCCCACACUCCUACACACCAAACUCUGAGGUUAUCAAGGCCCCUGAACCGUUGAGUUCUCUGGCCGCCAUGGCAAAGAGAGCCGCUCUGGGAACAGGACUUGAUGGAGAGAUUUCCUCCCUACAUCUCUCAGAGAGAGACAUAUUUUCAAGCUCCUCGGCCCCAAGCGGCCCCCCUGUGGUCCCCCAGCCGGCCGUCUCAGAGGUGAACCUGCCUCCGUCGUUAGGGGUGUGUCCCCUGGGUCCCACCCCCCUGUCCAAAGAGCAGCUCUACCAGCAGGCCAUGCAGGAGGCAGCGUGGACACACAUGCCUCACCCGUCCGACUCCGAGAGAAUCAGGCAAUACCUGAUGAGGAACCCGUGCCCCACCCUGCCCUUCCACCAUCAGGUUCCCCCCCACCACUCUGACUCCAUUGAGUUCUACCAGAGACUGUCCACUGAGACUCUCUUCUUCAUCUUCUACUACUUGGAGGGCACAAAAGCUCAGUAUUUGUCCGCUAAAGCUCUGAAGAAGCAGUCGUGGAGGUUCCACACCAAGUACAUGAUGUGGUUUCAGAGGCACGAGGAGCCGAAGACCAUCACUGACGAGUUUGAACAGGGCACAUACAUCUACUUUGACUAUGAGAAGUGGGGCCAGCGCAAGAAGGAGGGUUUCACGUUCGAGUACCGCUACCUGGAGGACCGGGACCUGCAGUGACAGUCAGAGGGGGGGUGGGGGAGGGCGGGGGAGAGGGUGGAGACGCAGAGUGCGGGAGAGAGCGAUGAGCUGGCCGCCAUGGAGAAUGUGCUGCUGUUGACAUUCCGAGAUUGAACUCCAUGCCGUGAUAAUGUUUGUUUUUUUUGUUUUAUUUUUUUAAAAGUCGGUGGUAAAGUAGGCCUUUAUCUUAAAGGGGAGGAGCACAAGAGAGGAGGGGGUCGAGUGCCUGUUUACAUACAAACAUUUGAACCUCUCUUUGCAGUCCUCUUGCCCACAACUUCUGUUUUUAUCUCAAACCCCAGCACCAUCAGAUGGCUUAACUACACAAAAACAAACUUCAAUUGGGAAAAAGAAAAAGAACGUACCACCACCAGUGUAAUUUGACAAUGGGCACUACCUGAGUCUGCGGAUGUUUUGUGAAAGCAUUUCUGUAGUUUCUCACGUAGGCCGCCCCACUGCCGGCACACCACAGGGCCUGUCCUGUGUCGAAGAGGACGAGAUGUUAAUUAAAUUGCUAUGCAAUUGAAUUCUACUCUGCCUCCUCUCUCUGUUUAAGAAAUAUGGAAGUACAGCAUAUAAAUAUGUAUUUAAAAAUUUCACCCUUGAGUCAACUCAGCGUUUUUUUUCCGCUGCUGCCUCUGAUUCUGAUUAGAGCAGUCGGCAUCCCAUUUCAAAAAGAGAAGAUCAAAUAAAACGACAAAUAAAAGCUAAAUAAAUUGGAUGCAGGAAGUUAUCCUUUUUCUCACUAACAGUGUGUAGGUUGUUUGUGGUUAAAAAAAAAAGUAUAUCUAUAUCUUUUUUUUUUUUUGUCAUGUGAAAAGCUUGGACAGUUUUGGACUAUGUAAAAAAACAAAAAAAAACUCCCACCCUUGUAUGCCAUUCUUUCAUUUUGGAAACAAACUUUCACAUAUUCCCUCUCAUUUGUCCAAAUAGGAGCACACUCACUUUACAGAGAAUCAUUGUUUCCCUUUUACUCGGUGUCCUAUGCGUUUAAAGCCUCCUCUUAGUUAAAAAGGUGUCCUCAGUGAGUUUUCUUAACUGCAUUUUCCUUCGUUUUUUUGGAGGGAAAACCCACAAUCUGUAUUUCAAAAAGAAACGUUAAGAAACUGUGUAGAAAUUUUAAAGAGAAAUUAUUUUUGGCUUAAGGAAGGAAAGGGCAGCUGACAGACAACAUGUGAAUUUCUCUCCAAAAAAUAAGUACAAAAUUAUGUAUAGAGUUGAUUUCUCAUCUUUGCUUUUUUGACACUGUCAGGAUAGCAUGUGACAUGCCAUUCAGUAAGCCUGAAAUGGAAAAAAGAGGAUUGUACAAUUUCAAUAAAAUACUUUUGUGAACAA